Danaus chrysippus (African queen) is the source of this 1086-nucleotide messenger RNA. Lineage: Eukaryota; Metazoa; Arthropoda; Insecta; Lepidoptera; Nymphalidae. The record is from the annotation of a GenBank genome assembly.
AUGUAUAAUCCUGAAAUCAACGACUAUCAGCUGACUUCUAUUAUAUCAGAAUGUUGCGGCGGCGUCGCUGUGGUUUACUCAGCAGUGUACAAGCCAUACAAACAAGAUGUGGCUAUUAAGAGAUACUUCGUCGAUAAAUCAAAGGAAAAAGCGAACCUAAUACAACAAGAUAUUCUUACAAGAAAGGAACUACAUCACCCCAAUAUUUUGCCAUACCUUACAUCUUUCGUCCACGGACGAGAGCUGUAUGUGGUAUCCCCUCUGAUGAACCUGGGCUCAUGCCGAGACAUCCUUGACAGAUAUUUCCCAGAAGGCUUACCGGAGCUAGCCUGUGCUAUAAUACUCCGAGAUGUUUUGCUGGCUCUGCAGUAUCUACACAAGCAGUUUUAUAUACACAGGAGUGUCCGAGCAAGUCACAUCCUGAUAGACACGAGCGGCGCCGUGAAGCUCUCCGGUCUGAGUAGUGCUGCGUGUAUGUUAGUGUGUGGCCGCAGACAGCAGCUACACAGCCUGCCGCCGCCCGACCAUGAUAACACUAACCUCAUGUGGCUCAGCCCCGAGCUGCUGGAACAGAACCUGAAGGGUUACAACGAGCAGUCCGACAUGUACUCCGUGGGCGUGGCGUGCUGCGAGCUGGCCAACGGCGCGGUGCCGUUCUCGGAGCUGGCCAGCACUCUCAUGUUCACGGAGAAGGUCCGCGGCAGCCGGCCACAGCUGCUCGACCGCUCCUCCUUCACCGACGACGUUCAUCACGACCUCGACAACGCUUACACCACGGACAGCGGGCUGGGGGACGGCGCGGAGGGCGUGUCCCGUCUGAAGGCGAUCUACGCGAGGAGACAGUUGUCAGACUCCUUCCACCUGCUGGCCGACCAGCUGCUGCAGCGCGAGCCCGAGCGCCGGCCGUCUGCCCGUGAGCUGCUGCUCCACCCGUUCUUCAAACAGAUCCGUAAAACGGACUCACUGGCCGCGCUCCUCGGCAGAGUGUCACCUAUCAAACAUGACGCCGAUGACGUGACAGCUUUGCAACUACAGGAGAAAAUGUCUGAAAUGGACGUCGAGAAUACUACGGACUGGGACUUCUAG